UCAAUUGUUAUCUUUAUUAAUUUUCUAGACUUUUAAAAUGGAAGAUGACGAAGAUAGUUGUUUAUCAGAUUUUGAGACUGAAACUGAAAAGACGGAAGAAGAAAACUGGAAGACAAAACGAGCAGUAGAGCUGGGAUUUAAACCUCAACGAGAAAUUGUCUACAAUUUCUUGCUUCCAUAUUCUUCCGACAUUGACAAGGAAUCAUGUGAGUGGUUCUGUGAGAUUAAAGAAAACCUUGGACGAGCAAUUGCAUUGCGAGAAUUAAGACCAGGAUUAGUUAUUUGGACUUCAAGAUUGAAUAAAUACAUCCGUCUGUACGGGUACAAGUUCCCUAUAGAGGAUCAUAUCGUUCUUAUCAGACUAUACUUGUCUGUGAUAACAAUACCGAAGCUAGAACCUCAUUUGAUCAACCAUGCUGGUUCCGCUCUCAUCUCCCUGCUGAAGAGGGUGGACUUGAUCACAUCGGAGCAGUUAACCAUCGACUGGAAGCCCCUGUACCAACUGCACGAGACCCUGCUCUACUCUAAGAAUGAGUCCCUGGGUCUGAUUAAAAUGCCGCAAUCUUUGUCUAACAAUCUCCGCGGGAUUAUCAGGGCUGCUAGGCCAUACUUCCCGGUUAGCACUACAGAGGAAUUAAUGCGGGAACUACGUCCCAUGAUGUGUCCUAUGGAUGUUACCUUUGGACAGGCAAUCAACCUGAUGGAGUUGUUUCUACCGACCUACUCCGCCUGGAAGAACCCUGAGCUCUCCUAUAACCUAUGGUUGGACGAAUUGAUAGGAUUUUGGAACUCCUGUGGAAACCAUCCCUCUUGGGAAACAUUUGUAAUAGGAUUGUUUGGUCGGUUGGCACAGUUCACAGUUGGACAGAUAGAUUGGAACCCAUACCUUCCCUUAAUCUUCUCCAGGGUUCAACAGAUGUUUAGUCUUCCCACCAAGUUCAACAAAACAAGUGUCGGGGGUAGGGCCAGUGCUCUAGAUUGUAACGCUGCGGCUAGGUUGAUUGUUUACACAAUGGGCGGAACAAAGAGUCAGACUAAGAUAUAUCUGAGUAAACUAUUUUCCUCUCUAGAAUCCUACUUCCAUCCGGCCAAUAUUGGAAGGCACUGUUUGAAGCUUUACGACUUCUUAGAUAAACUUGUUACUCUGGUGGUUAGGAGGGUGGACAAUGAAAGAUAUAAGAAACCUGGUUGGGGAUACAUUACACCCAAGGAGUUCCGUCUCUCAGACGCGGAUAUUAUAGAUUUUGUAGAAACGUUGAAACCCGCUGUAUUUAAUUGUAUGUGGUCCAAGCUUGGGUUUGUCCAUGCAGGGGUGAUGUUACACAAGCUUGCCAGUUUGAGACCUGAGCUAAUCCUUCCUACACUUGUUGAGAGGUUGAGUAGCUCACUGGAUAUUGUUACUGAACCUCACAAGUUGACCGCUAGUCUCCACUGUAUGGCAGGUGUUAGUAGAUCUCUAGUUACGUUCUCUAACCUGUAUCCUCAGGGACAGGUUCAUGUGCUUCCUCUUCUCUUCUCAACUCUACCUGGUAUAGACGCUAAUGAUACAAGAAAGACGAUGCUUACAUUCCAGUACAUAGCAACCUACUCGAGUCUCAUUCCCUUUAUUGACUUUUCUAGUGCUAGCCAAUUUCAUCAGUUAACUGAAGAACAAUAUCAAAUAAGUCUGCAAUCUGCACAGUUUGAGGACUUCGUCAUCGAGCUUCUAGACAGAUGUUUUGUUAUCAUUGAGAACUCGAUCAUUCUCCAAACUAGAUCAGAGGUUUCUGCUGAUGAUACUAAACUAUCCCGAGAAGAUUCUAUGAAUAAUAUUUGUAUGUCCUCAACCCUUGGAGCAAUUCUAUCCCAGUCCUCUGUAAGUAUAUACGAGGCUGCUGCCCGGAAGAUAAAAUCGUUUAUUUCCGGGCGGAUUCUGGAGUGUAAGGUUUCCGGAAGGAUCGCUGCAAACAUGUGCAAGAGUGUGGUGAGAGUGAGACCGGAGCGAGGUUUACAGAUCUUCCUUCCUCAUAUCUGUGAUGAGCUGGAGCACAGUUUGAAUUUGCACCUGGAGCUGGACGCUCAGACGAAAUUUCUACUUCUAGUUUUAUCCGAGAUUUUAAGUGUACCUGGAGUAUAUUUGUUGCCUUAUCAGCCUAGGAUAGUUGCAGUUCUAGAUAGGAUGGUUCUUAUCAACACAAAGGAAGGAACUGAGUUAACUGGUUGGAUUCUUAAGAAUUUCCUAAGAUCUUUAACUUAUUAUGCUCCUCAAGAAUAUAUGUCGAAUGUUGAUGGGUUUGACCGUCCUAUAAGCGAAUAUCUUCCUUUGACCGACUGGGGUCGCUGCUACGCGGCGAAGGAUACCAAGAUCAAGUGGUGUAUUCCAGAUGAUAAGACUGUAUCUGCUGCUGAGACAAUAGUGGAGAAGUUUCUGUGUCGUGAGCUGAACCUACUGGAGAACUGGACGAACGGAGAACAACAGCUAGCAAAGGAGGAUUUGAAGAGGUCUGUUUCUACAAUUUGGAAUAUUAUUCUUGGUUGUGGAUCCAUUCUUCCAUUCUGGUCUGGAGCUACAAUCCAUCAUAUUCAAUCCAAGGUUGACAUGGUUCAACAUUUUCAUCUUGAUUCCGUCCCAGGCUCCCCACAGAUAAAUCUAAAGGGAGAGAAUAUUCGACUCAAAAUAUCUCUUCUCAUGACCAAGGUGUUGAAGCAUAUUGGAGCUGAGUGCCCAGACAAUAUUAAAGCCUUGUCUUUAGUUACUUCUCUUCUCCAGUCCACACUCUUCUACAACGGGGUCAUGAAAGAAGAAUUUGAUGCUAGAUGGAAAAGUUUUGCCGCAGUAAAGAAAUUAAUGGAGAGUCGAGUGCAAGGUAAGAAGACGAAUAUUCGAGCAACCCUGGUGGAUCGAGCACAAUUACAACACGAGUCCAGGCUCGUGGAGAACGUGAACAGGAACUUUACCGAGGAGCACUGGAGGGUGUUCUCUGACGUGUUCGGGUUGGCGACGAAUCAUUACUCCGAGGUUAGAAUCCAUGGACAGGAGUUGAUGAGCCGAUGUUUCCGAUAUUUUGCUUACAGUUACCAGGUGGUUCUACCAAAGAUUAUUGAAAACCUGCGCAGUGACAACGGGACGAGUCACGAGGAGUUCAAGGGAGCACUUUUUAUACUCAUGGGUAAGAAUGGUAAGUCUAUGCUGACCAAGCACUGCUGGAAAACCUUCCAAACAAUCUGUCCUGCUCUGCUUCAAGCCAGUCAUAGUGAGAAGCCCAGUAUAGUCAAGGUGAUGGGGAUGCUGCUGGAUACUGUCCUUCAUCACAUGGACACCUUCACCAUCACUCUGGACAUCAACAAGGAGGCCAUUGACGCAGCGCUGGAAAUUUGGAAACCUCAGGAAAAAUCAUCUGCUGAUUUGAUUCCAAGAAAACCUAAACCCACGCAAUCAGAAUUAGAACAAGGUUUAAGUGAUCAAGAGAAAUCUAACCUAGAGAACACCAACACGUACUUCAGCAUCAUCAACACACUGUGUGAGCACUUAGAGUCGGGGAACCUGCAGUGGCGACACUAUAAUGCUGGAGCUGCUAUUCUUGUAACCCUUCUCCGUCAUGAUAUGCUUCCACCCGCCAGAGCAGUUCAGCUCAUAACAACUAAUCUAAUCCACGACAGUUUAGAAGUUAGAAAAACUUCCAUCUUUGCUCUCUCUGGAAUUCUGCGUCUUCAAAAGAAGAAGAGGGUUAGAGUUGAGAGGGAAGUUGUUCGUCCUGCCAACCCGGUGAAACCAGGUAAUCGCGAAGAUAACUCAUGGAUGCAAUAUAGUCCAGAAAAUUGGCCUACGGAUGCUGCAUCAUGGGACAAACCAAAUUUCGUUCACAAAACACACAUUGGAUACUAUUAUUGGCCGGAGAAACUAUUGGUUUAUGCGCCCCAGGACAAGCAACUUGGAUUCAUACAAAAUCCGGAGGAUAUGAAACCUGAAGAGCGUCCAAUCAUCCAAUCCUUUCUUAAUCAGGAGUUCGUUGAGAAUGUCGUGAAAUUUUUCUCCCUCGAGGAGAAUAAAGGAAAGGAUAAAUUUGAUUCUAGAAAGUUUCUAAUAUGGAAAGGAUUAUUCCGUAAUUAUGGAGAUUUAUGUUUGAAUAUGCUCAAACCUCACAUUGAGCGGCUUGCAUUAGCAGAGGUUGAAUCCCAGCAGAGAUUUGCAGCUGAGAUAAUUGCAGGACUAAUCAGGGGAGCCAAGCAUUGGACCUGGGGUAUGACGGAAAACCUGUGGGCCUGGCUGGUUCCUCUUCUUCGUAAUAUUCUGGGACAUGUCACUGUUGAAACUAUCGCAGACUGGGGAACUUGCAUGGCAACCUCAAGUGAAUCUCGAGAUCCGAACCGGAUUCACUGGAUGCUAGAAGUGUUGAUGGAGGAACCAUUGAGAAGUCAGGGUAGUUUCCUGGACAGCAGUCGGUUAUAUGUUCUCCAGGGAGCUAUUGCACAGCAGGAGUGGAGGGUUGGAUAUCUCCUCAACAAACUGGACAAUUUUCUUAAUCCGUUCCUAACCCAUCCUUACCAUAACGUGAGGGAGAGGUUAGGAUCUGUUCUGUCCAAUAUAUAUUCUCCUGAUUUUAAAUUUCCUACCGGUGCAGCAGGACCAGAUUCCCCCAGGAUCUCAUCUCUUGUUGAUAAACUUCUCCCCCGUCUUGAGAUUAUGAAAUCCGACCCCGACCCGGAGCUUUAUAAGUUCAAUCAAACCAGAGAGAAGGAGAACAACCCAGCAAUGUUGUCAGAGUUGAUAAGUAAGCUGCCAGAAGAACUUAAAAAGCAGGUUCAAAGGCAUGGUCCUCAGGUUCUCAUGCAGUUGUUGGCUCCAGGAAUGAUGCCUCCGGGAAUGAUGCCUCCAGGAAUGGUGCCUCCGGGAAUGGUGUCCCCGAGAACGGUUCCUACGGGAAUGAUGCCUCCGGGAAUGGUUACUCCGGAAAUGAUUUCUCCGGGAAUGAUGCCUCCGGGAAUGAUGCCUUCGGGAAUGAUGCCUUCGGGAAUGAUGCCUCCGGGAAUGAUACCUCCGGGAAUGAUGCCCCCGGGAAUGUUGGCUUCGGGAAUGAUGCCUCCGGGAAUAUUGGCUUCGGGAAUGAUGCCUCAAGAAACUUUACAAGAUAUGAAUGAACAUCCUGCUAAAAGUGUUGAUGAUCCAUCUCUGUUAAAAAAAUGGGAGGAAAGGCAGGACGGAGUGCGUCUACUCCAGACUGUUUGCAAGCUCACGUCUAAUUUACUCGUGCGGAACUUCUAUCCUGUCAAACCAGAGUUGUUCAAACUUCUCCAUAUGAUGUGUCUAAACGAGAGUAGCGAGCUAGAACCUGAGCUAGCCCGAGAUUGUACGGUUGCUCUGGCACGCCUAGCUGGUACUUAUCUUUCUCCGACCACAAUACCUUCUGCUGUUCAUGCUAUAACGGAGGUUUCCAACUCCCAGUCCUGGAAAGCUAAAGUUUGUGUCCUGGAAUUCUUGCAAGUAGCAAUAUUCACAAACUUUCCUUCAUUCGUCUCACUGCCAGGAGAAGCUGAUAAUCUUGUUGGAGUAGUUGUUGCACUGCUCAAGGAUAACCAGUUGGAGGUGAGGGAGAAGGCGGGAACUGUUUUAGGCGGAAUCUUCCAUUGUAACAUUGUUACCUCUGAGCAGAGAGAAUCCUACAUUGAGAAGUUCAAGAUUAUUUUGAAGAAGAAGAUUUCCAAGAAAAUGAAAGAGGGAGUAGACAAAAUAGCUUGGCAGGCUAAACAGAGCGAAGCAGUUAUCCGCAGGCAUUCAGGUGUGCUGGGUUUAUGUGCAGUUGUGAACUCCUGUCCUUAUGAUAUCCCUCCCUAUCUACCCGAUAUAUUGAUGCUUCUUGGAGAUCAUUUACAUGAUCCUCAACCCAUCCCGGCCACAGUCAAACGUGCAUUCCAGGAUUUCAAGAGAACACAUCAGGAUAAUUGGACAGAGCAUAAGGAGAAGUUUACCGAAGACCAGCUUGGUGUUCUUACAGAUCUUCUAGUCUCUCCUAGCUACUAUGCCUAAACCUUGCCUACUCUCGGUAGACCUGGAACCAUUGAGGCAUUGCUGGAUUCUGACCAGUGUGGAAAUAUCUGCCAUGAAUUACAUUUUGCGAUACUUGGCAUUCAUUCAGAUUAAAUUUUCCUUUGCAGCAACAUCGUUGGAAUUUUGAUAAAGAUAGUGGUAAUCAGUGGUUUGGUAACUUGAUACUUUAAAUUACCCUUUCUUCAUAUUUAGAAGUUUUAAGAACAUUUUUAUUUUUUAAAUUUACGCAUUUAGACGUUAUUUUAUUUUCUAUCAUUAAAUGUUAUUGUUAAUUUGUUCAGUUUAAGAAAACUAAUGCUUUCAAAUUCCAUCAUAUUUUCAUUUUAGUGGAAACCGUUAUUAAAUGUGAUAGUUUAUGCUGUUACGGAUUAAAAUUCAGUAUUUAUUUUAACCUGUGCUUUACUACGUUUACAUAUUAAUAUCUAGUGGUGCUUUCCUGUACAGGCAGCUGCUGUACAUUUGUACAGAAGUUAAACUUACAUUAUAACUUAACAUUGUACAGCUAUUGACGAGGGAAUUGAAUAAAUUAG
Messenger RNA from Eurytemora carolleeae, 6555 nucleotides. Its product is annotated as proteasome activator complex subunit 4B. Bases 38 to 6004 code for a protein of 1988 amino acids. Gene Ontology annotation, biological process: proteasomal ubiquitin-independent protein catabolic process. Gene Ontology annotation, molecular function: peptidase activator activity; proteasome binding. The record is from RefSeq and is a predicted model, not a curated record. Gene Ontology annotation, cellular component: nucleus; cytosol. The transcript has 19 exons. Lineage: Eukaryota; Metazoa; Arthropoda; Copepoda; Calanoida; Temoridae.